Messenger RNA from Closterium sp. NIES-65, 1158 nucleotides. The record is from the annotation of a GenBank genome assembly. NCBI's taxonomy places the organism in Eukaryota, Viridiplantae, Streptophyta, Zygnematophyceae, Desmidiales, Closteriaceae.
AUGAAGAGUUGCGUCGAAAACCGCUCUCCCUGUCCCCAUGCCCUGUCCCUCUUUCUUCCUGUGCGCCGCGCGCUGGAGGACGCGGAGGAGACCCCCCUGUCGCGCCUGCUGCACUCCGCGGACGAUCUGGCAGAGCAGGUGGCGGAAGUGGCGCCUCAUUGUGUACCCGGACCGAACCCAACCCCCCACUCUGUCCCCCCCCUCCAUUCACUUCCCCCCCUUCCCAUGUGCCGCGAGCAGGAGGACGCGGAGGAGAUCCCCUCAUCACAGCCGCUGCUGUGCGCGGACGAUCUUGCAGAGCAGGUGGCGGAGGUGGCGCGCCACUUCGCGCUCGCUGACGUCACGCUCAUGGGCGUCACCGCGGGCGCCUACGUCCUCACGCUCUUCGCUCUAUCCCACCGCCAUCUGGUGCGCGGGCUCAUUCUCGUGUCUCCUCUGCUCUCGCCGCCCUCGUGGUCCGAGUGGGCGCACAACAAGGUGACCAUGAGCGUGCUAUCCUUUUACGGCAUGACGUCAUACAUCAAGGACUCGCUCUUGGAUCGAUACUUCUGCCCAGCCACGGCAGGCUUCCACGGGCCGGCCUCAGAUGCGCUCUUGUCCUUCCGCAGGGAGCUGGACUAUCACGAGCCUGAGAAUCUAAUGCGUUACUUCUACGCCAUUCACAGGCGCAGGAACCUGCUGCCUGGGCUGGCGGCACUGCAGGUGCCAGUGCUGGUGGGUGUGGGUGACUCGUCCCCCUUCAACCCCCUGGCUCGCACCGCCUUCCACCACCUGCACUCCAAGCUACGCCCAGCAGGCAGCCACCCGUGGGACUGCUGUGAGCAUGCAGGGGAGGACGGGGAAGAGAGGAGUGGCUAUGGGAGGGAGUGGGCGGUGGGGCAUGUGGAGGAAGGAGCGAGUGUUAGAUGGGUUCCCACCUCCCCUCUCCCUCCUCCAUCCCGCCUCUCAUCUCCCCGUCCUCCUCCUCUCCCUCCACCUCCACCCCCUCUCAUACCACCCCCUCCCUCUGCACGCCCUUCUGGACCCCUGCGUGCACCCCAGCAGCUUUGUCGCCUGCCUUCACACCUGCGGCUGUGUCACCUUGGAGCAAGCUGGUUUCUGAGAAUUCUCAUAGAAGAGAAGGUGGGAGGAGGCGGCGGCAUAGCGGAUGGCGUUUGA